Coregonus sp. 'balchen' is the source of this 8725-nucleotide messenger RNA. The record is from the annotation of a GenBank genome assembly. NCBI's taxonomy places the organism in Eukaryota, Metazoa, Chordata, Actinopteri, Salmoniformes, Salmonidae.
AUGAGUGGUAGCAGCCAUAGCACUAGCCUGCUCCGGGGCCGCCGCUUCUACUGUAGGGAAUGGGCCCUGGAAAAGCUCCGGCGCUGUCUGGAGGCCAGGCCCGCUCCCGGCCGGCCCCCGGGGAUCCUGGUGACUGGGGGUCCCGGGGCAGGGAAGACAGCCCUAUGCACGGAGGCAGUAUGGCCCACCUCGGACGCAGGGCUGGGGGUCGGGCUGGCACCCCGCUGCCUGGCAUUUCACUUCUGCCAGCGGGAGGACGGGAGGAGCGUGGCGGUGUGGAGGUUUGUCCUGGGCCUGGUGGAUCAGCUGAGGGCCAGCCCCCUCCUCCCCCUGGGGUACAGGGACACACUGGACACCCCCUUGGUGGCUCCCGCCCUGGAGCCCCUGCACUGCCAGAGGGACCCGGACGACACCUUCAAAAGGUCUGUACUCUUUAUGCCCCCUCUACUACUCCCAUCUUCACCAACUUAUCUAGACAGCUUUGUGAUUUGCUCUGAUGUGAAUUCAGUACAUUCUGUCUGCAGUGGAUAUGACAUUUGUUAAAUGCAUUGUUUGAUUUUUUUUACAUUAGUCACACUUUCACAGUAGCAUAUUUUUUAUUUUAUUUUUUAUUUCACCUUUAUUUAACCAGGUAAACCAGUUGAGAACAAGUUCUCAUUUACAACUGCGACCUGGCCAAGAUAAAGCAAAGCAGUGUGAUAAAAACAACAACACAGAGUUACAUAUGGGGUAAAACAAAACAAAGUCAAAAAUACAACAGAAAUACAUAUAUAUAUACAGUGUGUGCAAAUGUAGCAAGUUAUGGAGGUAAGGCAAUAAAAUAGGCUAUAGUGCAAAAUAAUUACAAUUAGUAUUAACACUGGAAUGAUAGAUGUGCAAGAGAUGAUGUGCAAAUAGGGAUACUGGGGUACAAAUUAGCAAAAUAAAUAACAAUAUAGGGAUGAGGUAGUUGGGCGGGCUAAUUUCAGAUGGGCUGUGUACAGGUGCAGUGAUCGGUAAGGUGCUCUGACAACUGAUGCUUAAAGUUAGUGAGGGAGAUAAGUGUCUCCAGCUUCAGAGAUUUUUGCAGUUCGUUCCAGUCAUUGGCAGCAGAGAACUGGAAGGAAUUGCGGCCAAAGGAGGUGUUGGCUUUGGGGAUGACCAGUGAGAUAUACCUGCUGGAGCUAUAUAUAUAUGAAUAGUCGUAGUAGCAUAAUGCAUUUGGAAGGGAAGUGACACCAUCACCAAGCAGACCAGUCUCCAAGCUAACUGUCCUUGACUACUUCUUACAGGUAACAGUGAGUUUCCAUUAACAUUCAGAUUCCAUUUACACUGUAGGCAUAUUUCUAACUGCCUGUCACUGCAAAUGCUGUUCAGUCAAACAAAGAAGGCCAAAAGAGCCUCAGGGAAAAGCUAGCGAUUGUCUUCCUUGGUUUAAAAUACUCAUUUAUUUCAUAAAACAAGCCAUUCAGCUCUCUCACAAUCGACCUCCAGUCUGAAGGAACGCCACAACGCUAUUUAUGACACGUCCUUUUUAGAAACAAGGACAAAGACGUGAAAAAUGUGUCCCUCGAGUCGCAGAGACGCAGUCGUUGGUACCGCUUGGUGAGGUCUCCAUUCUCACGAGGACCCUCUGUCUGUCUGCUGCUGUCACGUUGACGGUUGGUUGUGGAGGAACGCUCUCGCUCUCUCCCUCUGUUUGCUGUGUCUCUGGUGUGAAGUAUAGGGCUACAUUCCACAUUGCCCUCGGACUGACCCAGAGCCUGGAGGGAGCUGUGUGUGUUUUUGGAGCCUGAGUGAAAGAAAGUGGCUGCGGUUUGAGCCACUGUCAAGUGAACACUAAACAGCGGUUCGAACAAACAGAGGAAACACGAGCUUGGAGUGGCGGUGAACGCAUAUACAGAGGAUCCUUAGAUUUGAACAGAUGCUAGCUGUAUCCAUUAGAGUCCUUAACACUUUUAUAACCGCUUAGCUUACACUGUCAACAAUCAACAGUGGCUAGUGGACCUAACCACCUCUAGGGAAUUACUUUUUACUUUCUUAUCACCAUAUUCCCUCGUAGAGGGUGACCUUAACCGUCCUUUAAACCACAAGGCUAUUCUCUCUAGUCGUAUCUAAUUGCUGUUCCGCAAGGCUUGGCCCGUAGCUAAAAGGCUUGUCUGUUUUAAACCAUUUCUCCAAAACUUUGGACCAAUUAGGGCUCACAGGGCCGGUGUUGUCAGCCUCUUCACCACAGCGUGUCCAAUUACAGCAGGGCUGAGAGAGUCAAAGAUCAGCCUGCGGCCAGGACCAUGAGGACAGGAUGGAGCAGGAAACCCUGAGUCAAUUAAAGGGCCGUUAAUGUGGUUCUGGGCAUACACAGCAUGUGCUCGAGACACACACACACACACACGCACACACACGCACACACACACACACACACACACACACGCACACAAAGGUGUGUCCUUCCCUGUUAUCAUAUUAUUAAGGCACACAAACUUGUGAUAAGCUUGUGACCAAGAAGUUUUGGACCGGAGCGUUCACUUUUAAAUCCCGUCUCUUAAAAGGCACUAAGUGCUUUUACAUAAACUCAAGCUGAGUGUAUCAUUCAGUUAUGAAAAAAAAGGACUGCAACCUUUUAAAAUUGUGUUCACCAGGCUAUAUUGUAUGUUUACAUUAGCUGACGCCUUCCUUUCGGAUCCUUCUAAAAAGAGAUCAUCUUAAGCGUAGGAGUGUGAAUUCAUUGUUGAACGGUGGUGAAUGACCAAGGCUGUUCUUCCAGUCUCUCUGAGUGGUGUCUUAUCAAACAAAGACCUAACCCAUUAAACACUUUAUAUCGUUACAUAACCUUUACAAGUGUCCCAUUUAAUACUUAAUUACGUUUUUUUAGCAGGGUGACAGAGACCCUGUUAAAACAACUCCCAACGCCAGCCAUAAUGUCAUCACCCUCCAUUAAAUUGCUCACACACACACAGUAAACUAAACUCACACUCUUCCUGGAUUACGCAAUGGUUUUUACAAGGCCUAGGUUUGGUGAAGCCACGCGGGGGGGGGUUUGAAGGGGAAGGAAUCCAUGGUAGAUUUUUCCCACUUCCCUAGAUAGCAGCAUCCUCUGUUGGAAGGCCCUAACUAGAGUCGUGUGUGUGUAUGUGUGUAAGCUUCUUUAGGUCAAAAAUAACAGUAUCACUCUCCACCCUGAGGACACAGGGUUAGGGAGUGAGAGAGGGUGAGGGAGCUGAACCAGGGAGAGCGGGCUGAAAUGCUUGCCUGAGCAGGAUAGAGCUAACACCCACGCUGGUGAAUGUAGAAACUAUUUCCUCAGAAAACCCCUUGACAUUUCUGCUCUACGUUUUUCAGACAUCUUCCAUUCUGCAGCCUUCAUCAUGUUUAAUUACUGUAGCUUCAAUCAAAUCAAUGACAUUCCUGUUCAGUCACUGAAUGCUGUAAUGAUGUCCAUAUACUGAAUGCUGUAAUGAUGUCCAUAUACUGAAUGCUGUAAUGAUGUCCAUAUACUGAAUGCUGUAAUGAUGUCCAUAUACUGAAUGCUGUAAUGAUGUCCAUAUACUGAAUGCUGUAAUGAUGUCCAUAUACUGAAUGCAGCUAUUGGGUCUGUUCAUGUUCCAUGUGUGAUGAAAUACCAACUACAUUCCUCCUACAUGACUCCUCUCUCUCUCUGUCUUUCAUUCUCUCUCUCUCUCUCUCUCUCUUCUCUCUCUCUCUCCUCUCUCUCUCUCUCUCUCUCUCUCUCUCUUCUCUCUCUCUCUCUCUCUCUCUCUCUCUCUCUCUCUCUCUCUCUCUCUCUCUCUCUAGAGCGGUGUUGUUACCCUUGCUGGACCUCCCUGCCCCAGGGCAGUCCCUGUUCCUGGUGGUAGACUCCCUGGACUCUGGGUAUGGGGCCGGCGAGGUGUCCAGCAGCGUUGGGGCCCCAGGGAGGAGCAGCUCCAUCUCGGAGCUCCUGUCCAGUCACCAGCACCUCCUGCCCAGCUGGCUGCUCCUGGUCUGCUCUGUACGCAGACAGAACAAGGCUGUGUGUAAGAUGUUCUCAGGUAUGUCUGGAAUGACUCAGCUCCUCUGCUGUAACUCUUCUUCACUCCUCUCGGGUUUAGAUGAGCAGACACCACUUCAGGCUGCUAUCCAGACCGGUUGAAUUAGUUUUUUUUACUGGCCUUUUGUAAACAUGAAAUGAAGUUGUCCACCGCCAUUCUUGCUUGGUCAUCUGUUGCCAAAACAGGGCCUAACAUGUUUGUUUACUGUGAACGUGUUUAAAAGUUGAAGCUCAUUUACAGCAUUUUUAUACAAUUAAUAAAAACUUUUAAAAUGCUAUUUGGAGAACAACAAAAAACAAUCAAAAAUGACCCCAGCCAUUAUGACCUUGGCUGCUGUAGUUUCAUUUCACCUCCAGUCCAUCUACAAACACAUAGCUUAUUAGCUAUACAGUUGUAAUGUUGUACCCCCUGAAAGGGGGAAAAUAUGAGACAUGAUUCACACUGACACGUAGCAUCAGCGACAAAACGUAUGGGACGUCAUCUAUAAUAAUGGAUGCUAUAAAUAAUUUUGAUCAGCAGAUGCCACUAGUGUUCACUGUGUUGAUCAAGGCCUCUAGUAAUUAACCUAUUUUCCACACAAUAGAUUGGAAAGCCUCAAUGCUUCCGGAAGCUUUGUUUCCCCAUAGCUACUAUUUAACGGUUGUGCACUCAGUUUUUUGUUUGUUUGAGGGGGAUGUCUGUAGACACGGCGGGAGUCGCAGGACGCUUUUUUAAAAUUGUAUUUUAUCUGGCAUCUCGCAAACACACUGACAACAGAGCUGCCUGCCUGCGAGCUGCUUAACACCAGUAAAUAUCUCUCUGGCACCAACAGUGAAUCCACUGCCAGUAUACGGAUAUCAUUCUAGAUAUCCCUCCGGCCUGACUGGAGUUGAAUGCUGUGACCACACACAUUAUAUGUCUGUUUCUACAGUCCAAUACCUCUUCCUGAAGUAGCUAAUGUUUGUUCGAAAGUUACAUUAAGUGACAGUUUCUCUCUUCUCUGUCCUUCUGGGCCCAAUCUCCCUAGGAUAGAAGAGCAAAUGCAGAGAAGAGAGAGCUGCUAUCCUCUCCUUCCUCUCCUCUCUCUCCUCUAUCUAUCUCUUCUCUCUCGUCUCUCUCCCUCUCCUCUCUUCCUCUGUCUCUGUCUCUCUCCCUCUCCCUCUCUCCCUCUCCUCUCCUCUCCUCUCCCUCUCCUCUCCUCUCUCCUCUCGGUAGGUUUCCGUAAGCUGUGUCUGGACGAUCUGCGUAAGCCGGCGCCGGUGCGUGACGUGCAGCACUAUAUCCUGAGGAGGCUGGACCAGGAGGGGGCGCUCCGCCGACAGCUGACCCCCGAGACGGCCGACAUGCUCAACCUGCUGCACAUCAAGAGUGGUGGCUGCUUCCUGUUCCUGGAACGCGUUCUAGACGGCGUGGCGGGGGCCCUGGUGGGGCUCCGGGAGAUCCGGGACAUCCCCGGGACCCUCAACGGCCUCUACUUGUGGCUCUGUCAGAGACUCUUCCCCAGGGGCCUGUUCCUCCAGGUCAGGCCCCUCCUCAACACCCUCCUGGCCUCCCCUAGGCCCCUCACCACCCAGGAGAUCUACACCGCCACCUGGACCCAGGACAUGUCCCUCAGCCCUCUGGACUUCCAGAGCAGGCUACAGGCUCUGUCCACGCUGCUCAUCGACGGCCUGGGAGGCAGAAAGCUCCUGUUCCACACUAGUUUUGCAGAGUGGCUGACGGACGUCAAGUACUGCACCCAGAAGUAUCUGUGUAGCGUGUCUGAGGGUCACACCAUGCUGGCCAUGGCUCUCACCCUACGCGCCCCACACCUUAACACAGAGGACACCUGUCAGCUGGGCUCGCACCUGGUCAGCUCAGGCAUGCACAAGGACAACCCUGCCCUCCUGGCCCUGUGGCUGUUGUGGGCUGACGUGCCCCCUCUGGCUAGCUCCUCUUACCCUGCCUCUCAGCCCCCUGUCCUGGUCAGGCAGGAGGUCCUCCAGCUGCUGAUGAAGAGUGGGGUGUUCCCUCCCUCCUGUGCCCCAGAUGGAGGCCCCAGCGUGGGGGUACACUGUGCAGGAGGAGGGGGGACCAUCAUCGGGCAGGCGCUGGAGAGGCAGGACUCAGUGAGGGUGCUACUGGACAGCGGGGUCAGCGUGAACCGGACCGACCCCACAGACGGACGCACCCUCCUGGCCAGUGCGGCCCAAGCAGGCUCAGCCGACGUGAUCGACCUACUCCUUUCCCGAGGGGCUGACCCUCUGAUCAGUGACCACCAGGGCCAGACCCCCCUAACGCUGUCUGCGAGGCAGGGCCAUGUCAGGGUGCUGGGGAUGCUGCUGGACUGGGCCAGGGGUCAGGAGCCGGAGGCCGCCGUGGGUAUGGUGGAGCAUGCAGACAGCGAGGGCUGGACGGCCUUACGGUCAGCGGCCUGGGGGGGUCACACCGAGGCCGUGUACCUCCUCUUGGAUGCGGGGGCAGACGUGGACGGGUGUGAUGCUGAAGGCCGGUCGGCGCUAAGGGCGGCGGCCUGGGGGGGUCACGAGGAGAUCCUCCUCACGCUGCUGGACCAUGGGGCGCAGGUGGACAAGGUCGACCGGGAGGGCCGCACGCCGCUGAUCGCCGCCGCCUACAUGGGCCAUCGGGAGGCGGUAGAGAUCCUGCUGGACCACGGGGCAGAGGUCGACCUGGCCGAUGGAGACGGACGUACUGCCCUGUCAGUGGCUGCCCUCUGUGUGCCCACAGAGGCUGGAGUCAAAGGUUACGGAGACGUGGCCAGCCUGCUCUUGGAGCGAGGGGCGGACCCAGGGCACAGGGACCGGGAUGGGAUGAGCCCUCUGCUGCUGGCGGCGUAUGAAGGUCAUGAGGAGGUGGUAGAGCUGUUGUUAGAGGCCGGGGCCGACGUAGACGAGUGUGCCGGGCCAAAUGCCGCCUCUGCCUCUGCUGCCGUCACCCCUCUGUUGGCGGCUGCCGCCAUGGGCCAUUCUGCGACAGUGGGCAGGGUGCUGUUCUGGGGCGCGGCGGUGGAUGGCAUCGACGGGGAGGGUCGUACAGCUCUGAGCCUGGCAGCAGCACGGGGCAGCGUGGAGGUGGUCAGAGCUCUCCUGGACCGAGGGCUGGAUGAGAACCAUAAAGACGAUCUGGGCUGGACCCCGCUGCACGCCGCCGCCUGCGAGGGCCACCGGGGGGUCUGUGCCGUCCUGACGGAGCGUGGGAGCAUGGCGCGGGUCGGAGAGAUGGACAUCGAGGGACGAACGCCCCUCAUCUUGGCCGCGCAGGAGGGCCACAGUGGCACGGUGAGGCUGCUGCUGGACCGCCGUUCGCUCAUUGACCACCGGGCGUACGACGGCCACUCUGCGCUGAGCGCCGCCGCCCUGGAGGGCCACGUUGAGGUGGUGGAGCUACUGAUGAGGCGGGGCACGGACACGGACGUACGGGACGCAGAGGGCCGCCCGCUGCUCUACCUCCUGGUGCUGGAGGGCCAUCUGGACAUGGCUGCCCUCCUCAUGGAGAAAGGGGGCGUGCCCCUGGAGUCCCGGGACGGGGAGGGGCGCACGGCGCUUCACGUGGCCUCCUGGCAGGGCAAGCUGGAGGCGGUGGGGCUGCUGUUGAGCCAUGGGGCGGACCCUAACGCCCAGGACGGGGAGGGACGACCCCCCCUGCACUCUAUAGCCUGGCGGGGUCAUGUGGAGCCUGGUCAUCUGCUCCUGGAGGUCAGGGGGGUCAACGUGGAUCUGGCCUGCCGCCAGCAGGGGGCCACGGCACUGAGCAUCGCGGCUCAGGAGGGCCACGCCAACAUCGUGGCCAUGCUGCUGGAGAGAGGGGCCAACCCAGACCACAUAGACAAGUACGGCCGCAGCCCCGUCAAGGUGGCCGGGAAGAGGGGCCACUUCACCAUCGUCAGGCUGCUGGAGAGCUACGGAGCCAAACCGUAUCCAGGCCUCCUGCCCCAAUCCAACACCCGGUCGCCCCGGUCAUCCACUGUGAAGAGCCCGUCCUCGGCCUGCUCAGGGAGUAACGGGGCCCAGGCAGGGCAUCAUCAUGGUGCUACCACCUCCACCUCCUCAGCCUCGGCCUCCUGCUCCCCAGGCUCCACAGCUGAGCACUUCCACUCCAUCCAGAGCUCCCAGACAUCCUCCUCCACAGCCCACUCCCAGGCCACGGUGCAGACCGUCCCCGCUGACAGCCUCUCCUUCACCCAGCAGAUCCAGCAGCACUCCCUCCCCCGCAGCCGCUCCCGCCACUCCACCCUGCCCCCGCCCGGCUCCGCUCAUGGCAGCCUGCACGGCAGCAGCCGCAGGGCCCGGUGCCCUAAGGCCAGUCCUCCUCCAACCACCCUCUGCACAGUCACGGCCAUGGUGCAUGACUCUGAACAGCCUUACAAAGGCUACCCAGCAGGGUUCGACUAUCCCAGUAAACACAACCCCCCAAGCCUGAUCCAGGAGGAGAGGCCCCAAUACGGAGGGGGGAGGUGGAACUCUGUCAUGGCUUCUCUAGGGGUGACGCCUGGACAAGAUGGCCCCAAAAACAGGGACAGUCCCCCUAUGGGCUACCCCUACCAGCUCCAGAGCCCUGCCCAGAGAGGGACAUGGGAGGAGAACCAGAAGAUGUCCAUAUCCCCCACUACUGCUUUAUCUGCUGACUCCACGGUGGUCAUGACGACCACGGACCCCCAGCUCAACCUGAAACAGGCCAUCAAGCUGCAGUUUGAAGGGCCCACCAGCGCUGCCUUAAACAAGAGGGAGACGCCCCUGUGA